Molecule: messenger RNA, 2064 nt
Organism: Trichoplax adhaerens
Lineage: Eukaryota; Metazoa; Placozoa; Uniplacotomia; Trichoplacea; Trichoplacidae
Exons: 16
Coding region: 1-2064 (687 amino acids)
Biological process (GO): double-strand break repair via homologous recombination; protein deubiquitination
Molecular function (GO): ubiquitin binding
Source: RefSeq, a predicted model, not a curated record
AUGGCCAGUAAUCAUUAUAAUUCCAGCCGUGGAUACACCAACAACCACAAAGUUAAAACUAUUUUGACCUUUACCAUUCGUGAUGAAUCGGAAAGGCGUCAUCGUUCCGGUAUCAACGCACUACAGAUUGAUCAAAAUAAUAAUUACCUCUACACAGCUUGUAGGGAUUCAAUUAUUCGAUGUUGGAACGUCUCCAAUGAUGAGGGAACAUAUAUCAGAUCCAUGGAGCAUCAUUCAGAUUGGGUAAAUGAUCUGGUACUAUGCCACAACGGGAAAACAAUUAUUUCAGGUUCAUCUGAUACCACAGUCAAGGUGUGGGAUGCUGUUCGUGGCUGUUGCCAAUCAACUCUCUACACUCAUCGCGACUAUGUGCGCGCUUUGGCUUAUUCUAAGCAAAGAGACUUAUUCGCAUCAUCAGGCUUCGAUAAACAAAUAUAUUUAUGGGAUGUAACUACUUUAGUAGCUUUAACGCCGUCAAAUAAUGUAUUAAAAACCAAGCCUUUAAAUGGGCAGAAAAACUCAGUAUAUAGUAUUGCUAUGGACGCAGGAGGAACCGUUGUAGUAACUGGAUCUACUGAAAGGGCAUUAAGGGUAUGGGAUAUUAGAGAUCCUCGUAAAAAUGGUAGAAUGAUGAAGCUAAUUGGUCAUACCGAUAAUGUAAAGACUGUAAUGUUAAGCGCCGAUGGGACAAAGUGUCUUUCUGGUAGUUCUGAUGGUUCCGUUAAGUUAUGGUCGUUAGGUCAACAAAGGUGUAUUACAACAUUUAAAAAUCAUGAAGCCGGUGUUUGGGCUCUUUGCGUUGAUGAAAAUUUCACCAGCUUUUAUUCCGGUGGCAACGAUUGUAAAGUAUUUUACACGGAUAUGAGGCAAUCUCAAGGAGCACUAUUUUGUACCGAAAAGCAUCCUGUUUUAAAGAUGAUAAUUCAAGAUGAACCAAAAUCAUUAUGGGUUGCAACUACAAGUUCCGAUGUUCAUAGAUGGCCAAUUAAUGAUAAGGAUGCUACGGGGUCAAGAAUUACAGAAAAUGGGACGUCAGCAUCGUCAAGACCCCUAGAAACGACUUCUGAUUGUACUAUUAAAGGUUGCUCAGGUAUAUUUAAAUAUCAUGUAAUGAACGAUCGUCGACAUAUACUGACUAAGGAUACUGAUGAUUCAGUUGCAUUAUAUGAUGUAUUGAAGGCUCGUAAAGUUGAAGAACUUGGAGAAAUAGAUUAUGAAAAGGAGAUUGAAAAGCGUAAACAGCUAGUCUAUGUACCUAAUUGGUUUACUGUUGAUGUAAAAACUGGUAUGCUGAAUAUAUCACUAGAGGAGUCAGAUUGCUUUUCUGCUUGGAUAUCAGCUAAAGAUUUAUUACCAGGAAAUUCAGAUAAUUUUAGCGAUUGUAAAGUUAAUUUAGGCUGUGUAACAUUAAAGGCUUUAAUGAAUUAUUUCCCUGAAAAAUAUCACCUGCAAGAUAAUAUUACAUUGAAUGACAGCGGUAAAAAAUUUUUCAAUAUAACCAAAGACAUUCAAGAGCAUUUCUGUGCACCUAAGCAUACUCCAUUAAUUAUCUCGGAGCAAGGAGAAACUUUCCGAGUGACUAUAAGGAUGAGCUGCGGAGAUGCAGCGUAUGAACAGGAAGAAUCUCAAAAUGUUAAGGCCUUACCGCGUUGGAUUAGUAAUGCAGUUUUUGCGGAUAAAAUUCCAGAAUUAGUCAAGAUGACAUUUAACCUAAUACCUUAUAUAAGCACAGCUAAAUCUGCCAAAAGACAUCAAUUUACCGCAAGCGAUAAUGUUAGCAUUCAAAAAAUUAUCGAACAUGUUAUUAGCAAUGAGAAGUCAAGCCAAGCAGAGAACCAAGGAAAUGAUAACAAUAAGAAUCAUUCCAAGAGUGCCGAACCUAGUGGUAUUCCCACAAAUGCAAAUAGACUGCGAAUUUUAUGCCAAGAUCAGGUAAUUGAUCCGGUGCUAGAUUUAAGAACUGUAAAGCAUUUCUUUUGGAAGGGUGGAGGACAGCUAGUUUUACAUUAUGAAACUUUAGAGCAUUCUGAUAAUGAAAGUGGUAAUGGGCUACCGGAACUUUAG